Molecule: messenger RNA, 1478 nt
Organism: Chelonus insularis
Lineage: Eukaryota; Metazoa; Arthropoda; Insecta; Hymenoptera; Braconidae
Gene: Ppcs
Product: phosphopantothenoylcysteine synthetase
Exons: 8
Coding region: 450-1367 (305 amino acids)
Biological process (GO): coenzyme A biosynthetic process
Cellular component (GO): cytoplasm; nucleus
Molecular function (GO): phosphopantothenate--cysteine ligase activity
Source: RefSeq, a predicted model, not a curated record
UGUAGAUGGAAGACAAACACGUGUCUGUGCGUUAUCAUCUAUGUGUCAUUGAAUAAUGAUUAUUUAAAAUGUACAAAAACUCCAGAAAAAUAUUUUUUUCCAUCAGAAAUAUCAAGAAAUGAUUUUUCAAUAUUAAAUUACAAAAGGACUUCCUUUGUAAAUAAAUAAUUCCCAGUGUCAGAGAAUAUUGUUACAAUUUUUGAAUCUGACAAUUGUUGAACUGAUUUUACAAACGAGUUCUGGAGCAUCUCCAGACGAAGAGAAAAGCAAAUAGUAAUAAAAUAUCAUAAGUGGAAUUUUAUUAUUUUUAAUGUUCUUCAAUUGAAGAAACAAAGAUCCAGCAGACUAUUUUCUUAAAGGAUAGUGAUAAUUAAUUAGAUGACGUGGCAUUUUAUUUUAUUAUCAGAGAUUGCAUAAUAGCAAGAAGAAUAUUUUUAUUGUAAAUAAACAUGGGUACAAAUUGGGAACAAUUUUAUGCUGAUCAACCUAAACCAAAUGACUUAGAUAAAAAUGUCAAACUUUUACAAGACUUCAUUAAGCUACAGAGUAAUAAUGAAAAAGGAGUAGUUUUAAUUACAAGUGGAGGAACAACGAUACCUCUAGAGUUAAAUACCGUAAGGUUUGUUGAUAAUUUUAGUGCUGGAACCAGAGGAUCAGCUUCUGCUGAAUAUUUUUUAGAACAUGGAUAUGCUGUUAUAUUUAUGCACAGAGCCAAAUCAUUGGAACCAUUCUUGAGGCAUCUAUCAGGAUACAAUUUUCUAGACUUGCUUGAUAUUAAUGAAUCAAAUGGAAAGAAAUCACUGUUAGUAAAGCCAAAAUAUUCAGAUAAUAUCUCUCAAGUUUUAUUAAAAUAUAAAAAAGUAAUGGAAGGAAGAAAAUUGUUACAAAUAAGUUUUACUACACUUUCGGAGUACCUGUGGUUACUUAGAGUUGUUUGUCAAGUGCUUGAACCGUUAGGUCGUCGAGCUGUUUUAUAUUUGGCAGCUGCAGUUUCUGAUUUUUACAUUCCUUCUAAAGAAAUGUCAGAGCACAAAAUUCCUUCGGAUGAUCCUCCAACCAUAUCUUUACACUUAGUACCAAAAAUGCUGAAACCACUGGUUAAUCUUUGGGUUCCUAAAGCAUUUGUUGUUUCAUUCAAGUUGGAAACUGAUGAGAAUGUUUUAAUACCAAAAGCCAGAGGUGCCUUGACUAAGUAUAAUCAUCAUCUUGUUAUUGCAAACAUGUUGAGUACAAGGAAGCAACAAGUGGUGAUGGUUAGUAAAGAAAGUGAUUAUAAAAUAGCUUUAACUAGUGAACAAAUGAAUGAUGGAAUAGAGAUAGAAGAAUACAUUGUUAAGGAUUUGAUAGAAAAGCAUCGUAAUUUUUAAACUAUUUUAUAUAUUUAUUAAUAUUAUUAUUAUCUUUGUUACAUGGUAUGUGGAUAAUCUAUAUUUCAUACAGAAUCUUGUUAAAAAAAUAAAUAAGUUGAGAUUAAUUAA